UGCUAAUAUGUGUGUGGCAGAAGCGUUCAGACCUGCACAGGAGUUAACAGACAUGAAGAUACUCGUGUUCAGUCUCUUUGGUUUAACUCCACUGUGAGUCAGUGACAGCAGGACUGUAUUUCAACACUGUGAGCCAGAAGAGUUUAGCAAAGAGGAAAAGGAAGAGGUGGAGCUGUUUAUCUUUUAAAAGCUCUUUAAGAGCACAAGAUAGAGACACAAAAUCAGACACAACAGAAGAUCUCACUGCGUCUCUGACCGCUGAAGAAUGUACAGAUUCACAGGAGCGAGAGAUUUAUCAUCAGUGAAGAUGAUGAAGACCCUUCUCUUCUUCACAAUCUGCCUGAUUAUAGGUCACAUGGGUGAUGAUGCUGACGCUGUGACUGGCAUCUCAAGAGGAAGUGUCAUCAUCCACUGUAAAUAUAACCCUGAAAAAACUAAAGAAAGUGCAAAAAGAUUUUGCAAAGUGUCAGGCAGUAGAUGUACAACCAUGACAGAAGAAAAGAUUGAUUUAUGGAUCCCAGGAGAGAGAUUCUCUCUGACUGAUGAUAAAACUCUGGGUUUGAUUAGUGUGCUCAUUAGAAACCUGACUGUAAACGACAGCGGGACGUACAGAUGUGAAGCUGACAGUAAAUCCAUUCAGGAGAAGAAAUUAGAAGUGACAGAAGAGUCGUGUUGUGGGACGUCAGAGGAACAGACUGCUUAUUUAGGAGGGACUGCUGUCAUCCGCUGUAGAUAUCCAGAGAUAUAUAACGAUCAUAUCAAGCAGCUGUUUAAACUCCAGAAUGGAUCACUGCAGUCUUGUUUCACACCUCGAAGUGUAAUCGAUCCUAGAUUCUCUCUGGAUGAGAACAAACAGGAGCAAGUCUUUACUGUGACUAUCGUGAACGUGAGCAGACAUGAUGAUGGGGUUUAUUUCUGUGGAGCACACGUCACAAACAACGAUCCUACAAAGAUCAGCUACAGUCCACUUCUCACUGAGAUUCAGCUUCAUGUCACAGAUCAAGAGCAAAGAGAUGCUUCAGUCCUGUCUGAUCUCCACGUCAUCAUCAUUACAGUGUGUGUGUGUUUGGUUCUGGUGUUAGCCGGAGGACUGAGUGUGUUGUUGCUCAAGCGGAGGUGUAAGAAAACACAAGGCUCAGGCUCGUCAGAUCAGAGGAGCACAGGAGAUAAUGAUGAGGUAGUUUCUUCUGUUUAUUAUGCAACGAUCGCAGACUCUGGGAACACAUCAUUACACCCAUCUGCUCAGAAACCUCUCAGAUUAAACACAGUUUAUGACACGGCACAUUUACCCACAAACCCCUCUGACAGUGACUUCUACUCAUUGGCUGAACAGACCAAAAUAUGACUUUAUAUGAAUACUGUUUGUAACUAUUUUGCCAGUGUUUUUUUUUUUUUUUUUGUAAUUUCGGAUGAUCUGUUUGGUUCAAUAAAAUAAUCAACAGUG
Molecule: messenger RNA, 1444 nt
Organism: Carassius carassius (crucian carp)
Lineage: Eukaryota; Metazoa; Chordata; Actinopteri; Cypriniformes; Cyprinidae
Gene: nilt55
Product: polymeric immunoglobulin receptor
Exons: 7
Coding region: 266-1345 (359 amino acids)
Source: RefSeq, a predicted model, not a curated record